This is a messenger RNA of Hippocampus comes (tiger tail seahorse), 1968 nucleotides long. RefSeq names its product ubiquitin conjugating enzyme E2 Wb (gene ube2wb). The transcript has 6 exons. NCBI's taxonomy places the organism in Eukaryota, Metazoa, Chordata, Actinopteri, Syngnathiformes, Syngnathidae. Bases 506 to 952 code for a protein of 148 amino acids. The record is from RefSeq and is a predicted model, not a curated record.
CAUCGUGUACCUGCUUUUGUCGACACUCUUUGGGCCUUUUUUGUUUACCGCGUCAUGACCAAAACACGGCUUUUAAAUGAAGUGACGAUGACGUCAAUGUAAAUGCGCUGACACAUUUUGACUUCAACUGUUUUAAGUCCGGCGCUCGGCUUGUGUUAGCAUAACUAACGUUAGCACAUCAUCAUCAACAGCGGCACCAAGUGAAGGCGAGCGCAGAAACCAGUUAGCCCGGGCCAAAAUACCCACGCUCUGCCAUGUAGUUUUGCGACUAACACUCUGAUACCACAACUCGUAUGAUGUAACGAGUUCAGAUUUAAGGUUCGUCCAGUUAAACGACGGCCGAACGUUUGCCGUUCGGCUGAGUUAGCUUGUCAGGCGGUGCGCAGGUUGACCUGUUCUAGUUUCCUCUUGAGCUGAACAGGUGCAUCGCUUCCAAAGGAAAACUACACAAGAGUGGGCCAUUAAAGGAAACAACCGAAUAAACACCAGGACACACCGAUUGACGAUGCUUAAACGGCUACAAAAGGAAUUAUUAGCCCUGCAAAAUGAUCCACCCCCUGGAAUGACGCUGAAUGAAAAAAGUGUACAGAACACCAUAACUCAGUGGAUCGUUGACAUGGAGGGGGCCCCCGGCACACUGUACGAAGGAGAAAAAUUUCAACUGCUCUUCAAAUUUAGUAGUCGAUAUCCUUUCGAUUCACCUCAGGUAAUGUUCACAGGGGACAAUGUACCUGUCCACCCUCAUGUGUAUAGCAACGGUCACAUCUGUCUAUCCAUCCUGACGGAAGACUGGUCACCAGCCCUCUCAGUGCAAUCUGUUUGUCUUAGCAUUAUUAGCAUGUUGUCCAGUUGCAAAGAAAAGAGACGACCACCUGACAAUUCCUUUUAUGUAAGAACAUGUAACAAAAAUCCAAAGAAGACAAAAUGGUGGUAUCACGAUGAUACUUGCUAAUGUACAAAAGGUUUGUAAUAAUCACAGAAGAAAAGUCCUACUGACCUACGUAAAGCACUUUUUAAUCAUUCAGUCUCUGAACUCUGACCUUUGACUGGAACGAUGGACAGACACCAAUGCGCUGGAGGCUCCAGACUGCAUAUCCCCCCCACCCCACCCGCCGGGCAGUUUCAUGCAUGUUUUAGUUGGUAAUAACAAGAAUGGAAAACCGUUGGAGCCAUUUAGAUGCACUCGAAAUGGAUAUUUUUUUUUGGGCGGGGGCUGAACGAUAGUAAUGCAGUAUGCAAGGUGUAUUUUUGUGUAUUUCCUGUUUUAAAAAUGAUUAUUGUUACAUUUUUGCGUGUGUGUGCGGACUUAAAGGUCCUUGUGUUGUGCAAUAAUAACCAACCGAUGGACGCAUUCUUGGGCUGACAAAGGAGUUCUCCAAAAGGAUUUCUGGAAGGGACCUGACCAUCAUAAGCCCAUGAAAAUGCUUCAUUUUUUUUUUUUUUUUUAAUAUAUAUACAUUAUAUGCACUGUGAGAGUACGUAGUUAAGAGGCACUGUCAGUACAUCAUUCCCAACACCGUGAGCAGCCCCCCCACUCAUACGUAUAAGUUAAAGCGUCAACACAAUGCCCAUUCCCGUGGAGACCGGUGCGGCCGGUACACGUGGCAACAAAACAAGUGUGGCAUUAGGUCAAAUUUGAAGCUGUCAAACUUUAGCUUGACGUGUCCAGCCUCAGCAAUGAGCAGGGCCCUUUUUCACUUAAAGAAUGUCUGUUGUGUUUUUCUUUUAAAGGUUUUUCAUGCUUCGAUAAUGUCUAGUUCUUUUUGUACUGUUUUGGGAGUGGGCUGCUUGGAACUCUGAGUACAUUUUUUUUUCAUUGUGAUAUAUAUUUUUAUUCACACAAAGGCAGAGAAUGGGGGGAGUCAAUGCAGGCGUAAUAACAUGAUGGCUUUGUGAUUAUGCCUGGUCAGCGUUAUGGCUCAGGUACUUUUUUCCAAUAAAGAUACCUAUCCAGAUGUUUAAACUAUA